AUGCCGGCCAUGCGGGGGCUCCUGGCGCCGCAGAACACCUUCCUGGACACCAUCGCCACGCGCUUCGACGGCACGCACAGUAACUUCGUGCUGGGCAAUGCCCAGGUGGCGGGGCUCUUCCCUGUGGUCUACUGCUCUGAUGGCUUCUGUGACCUCACGGGCUUCUCCCGGGCUGAAGUCAUGCAGCGGGGCUGUGCCUGCUCCUUCCUCUAUGGCCCGGACACCAGUGAGCUCGUCCGCCAGCAGAUCCGCAAGGCCCUGGACGAGCACAAGGAGUUCAAGGCCGAGCUGAUCCUUUACCGGAAGAGUGGACUCCCAUUCUGGUGUCUGCUGGAUGUGAUACCCAUCAAGAAUGAGAAGGGGGAGGUGGCCCUCUUCCUGGUCUCUCACAAGGACAUCAGCGACAUCAAGAACCGAGGGGGCCCUGACAAAUGGAAAGAGACAGGUCGCCGGCGCCGAUAUGGCCGGGCAGGAGCCAAAGGCUUCAAUGCCAACCGGCGGCGGAGCCGGGCUGUGCUCUACCACCUGUCUGGGCACCUGCAGAAGCAACCCAAGGGCAAGCACAAGCUCAAUAAGAAGGUGUUUGGGGAGAAGCCAAACUUGCCUGAAUACAAAGUAGCCGCCAUCCGGAAGUCCCCUUUCAUCCUGCUGCACUGCGGGGCGCUGAGGGCCACUUGGGACGGCUUCAUCCUGCUCGCCACCCUCUACGUGGCUGUCACGGUGCCCUACAGCGUGUGUGUGAGCACGGCCCGGGAGCCCAGCGCCGCCCGCGGGCCCCCCAGCGUCUGCGACCUGGCCGUGGAGGUCCUCUUCAUUCUCGACAUCGUGCUGAACUUCCGGACCACCUUCGUGUCCAAGUCGGGCCAGGUGGUGUUCGCCCCCAAGUCCAUUUGCCUCCACUACGUGACCACCUGGUUCCUGCUCGACGUCAUCGCGGCCCUGCCCUUUGACCUGCUGCAUGCCUUCAAGGUCAACGUGUACUUCGGGGCCCACCUGCUGAAGACGGUGCGGCUGCUGCGCCUGCUGCGCCUGCUCCCGCGGCUGGACCGCUACUCGCAGUACAGCGCCGUGGUGCUGACCCUGCUCAUGGCCGUGUUCGCCCUGCUCGCCCACUGGGUGGCCUGCGUCUGGUUCUAUAUCGGCCAGCAGGAGAUCGAGAGCAGCGCGUCCGAGCUGCCCGAGAUAGGCUGGCUGCAGGAGCUGGCCCGCCGCCUGGAGACCCCCUACUACCUGGUGGGCCGGAGCCCGGCUGUAGCGAACAGUUCCGGCCAGAGUGACAACUGCAGCAGCGAGGCCAACAGCACGGGGCUGGAGCUCCUGGGCGGCCCGUCACUGCGCAGUGCCUACAUCACCUCCCUCUACUUCGCGCUCAGCAGCCUCACCAGCGUGGGCUUCGGCAACGUGUCUGCCAACACGGACACGGAGAAGAUCUUCUCCAUCUGCACCAUGCUCAUCGGGGCCCUGAUGCACGCAGUGGUGUUUGGGAACGUGACGGCCAUCAUCCAGCGCAUGUACGCCCGCCGCUUUCUGUACCACAGCCGCACCCGCGACCUGCGCGACUACAUCCGCAUCCACCGCAUCCCCAAGCCCCUCAAGCAGCGCAUGCUCGAGUACUUCCAGGCGACCUGGGCCGUGAACAACGGCAUCGACACCACAGAGCUGCUGCAGAGCCUUCCUGAUGAGCUUCGGGCAGACAUCGCCAUGCACCUGCACAAGGAGGUCCUGCAGCUGCCGCUGUUCGAGGCGGCCAGCCGGGGCUGCCUGCGGGCGCUGUCCCUGGCCCUGCGGCCCGCCUUCUGCACGCCGGGCGAGUACCUCAUCCACCAGGGCGACGCCCUCCAGGCCCUCUACUUCGUCUGCUCCGGCUCCAUGGAGGUGCUCAAGGGUGGCACCGUGCUUGCCAUCCUAGGGAAGGGCGAUCUGAUCGGCUGUGAGCUGCCCCGGCGUGAGCAGGUGGUCAAGGCCAAUGCCGACGUGAAAGGGCUGACGUACUGCGUCCUGCAGUGUCUGCAGCUGGCUGGGCUGCACGAAAGCCUGGCACUGUACCCCGAGUUUGCCCCUCGCUUCAGCCAGGGCCUCCGAGGGGAGCUCAGCUACAACCUGGGUGCCGGCGGAGGCCCCACGGAGGUGGACACCAGCUCCCUGAGUGGCGACAACACCCUCAUGUCCACGCUGGAGGAGAAGGAGACAGAUGGGGAGCAGGGCCCCGCGGCCUCACCGGCCCCCGCUGACGAACCCUCCAGCCCCCUGCUGUCCCCAGGCUGCACCUCCUCAUCCUCAGCCGCCAAGCUGCUGUCCCCGCGCCGAACUGCACCCCGGUCCCGUCUAGGUGGCAGAGGGCGGCCAGGUAGGGCGGGGGCGGAAGCUGGCCCCUCUGCACACCCUCGGAGCUUAGAGGGGCUGCAGCUGCCCCCUGUGCCAUGGAAUGUGCCCCCGGACCUGAGCCCCAGGGUAGUAGAUGGCAUUGAGGAUGGCUGUGGCUCCGACCAACCCAAAUUCUCCUUCCGCAUGGGGCAGUCAGCCCCGGAAUGUAGCAGCUCUUCCUCCCCUGGACCAGAGAACAGCCUGCUUACCCUCCCCCUCGGACCCAGUGAGGCGAGUAACACAGACACGCUGGACAAGCUUCGGCAGGCUGUGACGGAGCUGUCUGAGCAGGUGCUGCAGAUGCGGGAGGGACUGCAGUCCCUGCGCCAGGCCGUGCAGCUCCUCCUGGCGUCCCAUGGGGAGGGCCCGUGCCCUCAGGCACCAGGAGAAGGGCCACGCCCAGCCGGCACCUCUGGACUCCUGCAGCCUCUGUGUGUGGACACGGGGGUGUCUUCCUACUGUCUGCAGCCCCCAGCUGGUUCUGUCUUGAGUGGGACUUUGCCCCACCCUCGUCCUGAGGCCCCUCCCCUCAUGGCACCCUGGCCUUGGGGUCCCCCAGCAUCUCAGAGCUCCCCCUGGCCUCAAACAACAGCUUUUUGGACCUCCACCUCUGACUCAGAGCCACCAGGCUCAGAACUCCGCCCAGAGCCCAGCACCCCCGGCUCGCCGCCUCCUGAGGAAGAGGCGAGGACUGAGCCCCUGGAUCCUGGGAGCCAGGCCGAGGCUGCCAGCACUGGAGAGCCCCCGCCAGGGUCAGGGGGCCUGGCCUUGUCCUGGGAACCCCACAGCCUAGAGAUGGUGCUUAUUGGCUGCCACGGCCCUGGCACGGUCCAGUGGACCCAGGAAGAAGGCACAGGGGUCUGA
This is a messenger RNA of Pipistrellus nathusii (Nathusius's pipistrelle), 3228 nucleotides long. The record is from the annotation of a GenBank genome assembly. NCBI's taxonomy places the organism in Eukaryota, Metazoa, Chordata, Mammalia, Chiroptera, Vespertilionidae.